This is a messenger RNA of Taeniopygia guttata (zebra finch), 2695 nucleotides long. It is a transcript of the gene GJB3, whose product is annotated as gap junction protein beta 3. Gene Ontology annotation, molecular function: gap junction channel activity. Gene Ontology annotation, cellular component: connexin complex. Gene Ontology annotation, biological process: cell-cell signaling. The record is from RefSeq and is a predicted model, not a curated record. Lineage: Eukaryota; Metazoa; Chordata; Aves; Passeriformes; Estrildidae.
GUGGGGAUCCCAACAUCACACAGUGCCACUUUGGGACCCCACAGGCCAUGCCAGAGUCCCCAUUCCAUGGGGUGGUGAAGGGGGAUGGCACAGCGUGGCACCCCAGGGGCCAGCAGUGGCCACCCCAGGCCUUGCACCUCUGCCCCACUCCCAAAAGAGGUAGAGACCCCCUGAGAAAAGUGGUUCUGCUGAGUUUGCAGGGUUAGGUGGGAGCGGGGCGCUGCCAGGUCCAACGCCCUGCGCCCACACGGGGCAGGACCUGGCUGUGACGCAGUGGGUUGGCAUCCCGGGGGCUGGCAAGGGUGCCAGGCUCUGUGGGAGGCAAAGCAGCGCUGCCGACACAGCUGAGCACACCUGAGCUGCCCCUGCUCUGCCCGGCUGCCACCCAGCAGCGGGGAGCCCCUGGGGGCUGUGUACACACCCCCUGCCACGGGGACUGGCACAGAGCUGGGCACGGAGGGCACCGCUCCUUCCUGCUCCGCCGCGGGUCCAUGACUGGAGCCGGCGCUGGGCUGAACCGGGCACACGGGUGCUGGGCAGCCCUGGGACACCACAGUGCUCCGGAUGAGAGGACUCUGAUCACCAGCCUGCCAUCGCGCCCUGGCUAUGCCCCGUGCUGGACACUGCCCACCCCACAGCCCCCGGUGAGCGGGGAAGGAGCCUGAGCCUCCUCCAGGUUGGGUGACUCUGGGUCUCCUCGGCUGCCAUGGAUUGGAAAACGCUGCAGGCGCUGCUCAGCGGGGUCAACAAGUACUCCACAGCCUUCAGCCGCAUCUGGCUCUCCAUGGUCUUUGUGUUCCGUGUGCUGGUCUACGUGGUGGCGGCCGAGAAGGUCUGGGGCGACGAGCAGAAGGAUUUUGAUUGCAACACACGGCAGCCGGGCUGCACCAACGUGUGUUAUGACCACUUCUUCCCCAUCUCCCACAUCCGCCUCUGGGCCCUGCAGCUCAUCUUUGUCACUUGUCCUUCCCUCCUGGUCAUCAUGCACGUGGCCUACAGGGAGGACCGCGAGAGGAAGAACCGGGAGAAGAAUGGAGAGAAUUGCCCCAAGCUCUACAGCAACACGGGCAAGAAGCACGGCGGGCUGUGGUGGACCUACCUGUUCAGCCUCAUCUUCAAGCUUAUCAUAGAGAUCCUGUUCCUCUACCUCCUCCACAAGAUGUGGGACAGCUUCGAUUUGCCACGGCUGGUCAAGUGCUCCAACGUGGAUCCCUGUCCCAACACCGUGGACUGCUACAUCGCCCGGCCAACCGAGAAAAGGGUCUUCACCUAUUUCAUGGUCGGAGCCUCCUCCAUCUGCAUUGUCCUCACCGUCUGUGAGAUCUUCUACCUCAUCUUCAAGCGAGCUGUCCAGAGGGCAAGGAAAUGGAGGAAAUCCACCAAGCGCUCCGUCAGCUACAGCAAGGCCUCCACCUGCCACUGUCACACCAAGUCAGAGGAGAAGGACAACAAGUCCCAGCCCAGGUGUGUGGCAGCCCUAACUGCUGUCUGAGGGGUGCUGGGCAGGGUGGUGGGGGAAAAAGUGUCCUGGUAUGUGCCAGGGAUGGUUGGUACCAUGGGUGACCAUCAGUGGUGCCACCACCAGACUCUUCAGCCAGGACCUCAGUGGCUGUGAGGGGAGGGGGACACAUCCAUGGGAACUCUCUUGCUUGGGACCACGGGCACAUCCCUGGCUGUCCCAGUGCUGUGGACACGCUCGGUGGCAGGUGGGUGCUGGCUGUCCAUGGCCAUGCCUGAGUGUGUCUGUUCUUCCCACAGAGGAGAAGAGCUGUGAGCUCACCCGUCCCAGCUGGUUCCCAUUCCCCUCAACUUGGCUUUUCCAGCCUGCCAAAUCCUCAAACCCUCAAGAGUCAACCCGUGUGAAAAAUGACUAAACCCAGUGAAGUAAUGUCCCUGGAGAGAGACCCAUGGGUGCCUGAGCAGAGAUAAGGCAAGGACAGCUCUGGAGCUCUGCAGGUGGCAGUGCCACAAGCAUGGACAUCACAGCAGCACACAGACCCUCCAUGUCCCGCUGCUCCCAUGCCGGGUGUGAGUGCACCAAGCUGGUGCCCAGCCAGGGCUGCUGUCACCAGUGCAUGCCAGUCCUCCCAGCUCACUGCUCCUCACACAUGCGCUGCUUUCUUUUGUACCAAGACACCAAAAGAAUUCUGGGCUCCGUGACCAGAGCUCUCUUCAUGCACCCAAAGUAAUGACAAAGGACCAGGGCUCCUGUUAGCAAUUGUUCUGCUGGCCCAGUUUGCCCGGUUUGCCAUUUCUCCCCCUUGGCUCACACAAGCACCAAGCCAUGUCCUGCCCAAAAGCCCUUGCUGGCUCUGCUGCUUCCCUUGGUGCCUGUGUCCCCCCUCACCUCAGAUGCACAUCACACACGGAUCCAAAAGGCCAAUAAAUGCCGUGUUUGGAGACACCAAGAUCUGCUCUGCACGCUGGAAACUGGGGGACUGGUGAGGGCAGAAGACAUGGACUUGCAGAGGUUCCUCAGGAGCCCACAGCCAGGCCCUUCUCAUCCGCCUAAGCUGGGCUUUGGUUGAGCCCACAGCCGCGCUCACGUCCGCCCGUUCCGCCUCUCCCAGCUUGUCACGCGUCGUUAAACUUUAAUUCAGCAGAACCUCACGCUGGCCCCCAAGGAAAUCAAGGAGGGAUGAGCAUCAAUUAUUUACUAAACCUUGAUAAAUAUUACAAUAAAUAGAAAUGAUUU